CCACGCCGGGAGCUGGUACACAGCCUCAGGACCGCAGCUGAAUGCACAGCUGGAAGGUUGGCUUUCACAAGUACAGUCUACAAAAAGACCUGCUAGAGCCAUAAUUGCACCUGCUAAUAUUGAAAACACAUUGUUUUUUAAGCACAUGUUAACAUUUUUCUGAGAAGAGUAAAAGUUGGAGUUUGUGGAGUUUCUUCUCACAGCAGCAUCUUUUAUGACUUCUAUUGAGUUAAGCCAUGCAGGAUAUACAUACUGUGGGUCUUGUGCUGCUCAUGCUUACAAACAAGUGGACCCAUCUAUUACCCGGAGAAUUUUCAUCCUUGGGCCUUCUCAUCAUGUGCCCCUCUCUCGAUGUGCACUUUCCAGUGUGGAUAUAUAUAGAACACCUCUGUAUGAUCUUCGUAUUGACCAAAAGAUUUACGGAGAACUAUGGAAGACAGGAAUGUUUGAACGCAUGUCUCUGCAGACAGAUGAAGAUGAACACAGUAUUGAAAUGCAUUUGCCUUAUACAGCUAAAGCCAUGGAAAGCCAUAAGGAUGAGUUUACCAUUAUUCCUGUACUGGUUGGAGCUCUGAGUGAGUCAAAAGAACAGGAAUUCGGAAAACUCUUCAGUAAAUAUCUAGCGGAUCCUAGUAAUCUCUUUGUGGUUUCUUCUGAUUUCUGCCAUUGGGGUCAAAGGUUCCGUUACAGUUACUAUGAUGAAUCCCAGGGGGAGAUUUAUAGAUCCAUUGAACAUCUAGAUAAAAUGGGUAUGAGUAUUAUAGAACAAUUAGAUCCUGUAUCUUUUAGUAAUUACUUGAAGAAAUACCAUAAUACUAUAUGUGGAAGACAUCCCAUUGGAGUGUUAUUAAAUGCUAUUACAGAGCUCCAGAAGAAUGGAAUGAAUAUGAGCUUUUCCUUUUUGAAUUAUGCUCAGUCAAGCCAGUGCAGAAACUGGCAAGACAGUUCAGUGAGUUACGCUGCUGGAGCACUCACGGUCCACUGACGCUCUGAAUCCUCAGGGAUGCCACCUGCACAUACUCAUACUCUGUUCGGGGUCCCAGCCUAGCCCUUACCAAGACCCAGAUCCUGGUUUGGGGGGAUUCUGAAACCUCAAACAAAUAGAACUUUCUUCUCUUCUUUUCUAGUAGGUGUAGUCCUUCCUUAAUUUCAACUCAUUAAAAAAUGCUUUAUAGUUUAGGGCAGUGGAAGGAAGGCUGGCAUCAAAUAUUUUGAUCAAAGAAGAUGGCAAUGUAAUGGCCCAGUUGUGGCAGUGUUUUGAAAGUAACUUGUAAAGCAUUUACCAUAUUCUAAAUUUGCACUCUUUGCAGACUUGUGCACAUAUAUUCCGCUUUCAGAAUAGUUUUGCAAAUUGUACACAGACAAAAAAGGUGGAAGCUUUUUAAUAAAGAAAUUGCAUUUAUAAAUGAUCUGUAUUAGAAUAUAAUAAUUCUCCAGUUAUAGUCAAUUACUACCCGUGUUGUACAACAGAUACCUUCUAUUUUAGUUGCUAAUAAAGGGCUACACAACUCAAAAUAGUCUGAUUUAAACUUAUUGCUCUGUGGUAUAUAUGAAAAUUGUUUUUUAUUAAUUCAUCUCAAUUUUUAUGUUAAAAGUGGUAAACUUCAGUUCUUAUAUAAAAAUAUGUUAGGAUGUAUUUUAUAUUUUGCAUAUAUAUGUGAUUUUUUUAUCACAGAUAUUAGAAUCAUAUUUUAAAGCUAGCUUUUUAAAUUACAUAGUUUUUUUUUGUGUGUGACAUCACUUUGUGUCAUUACUAUAUUGUAUAUUCAAGAUUGAUAAAAGAACAUAGAUGUGGUCCUUUCCUCUAAAGAUAGUGUUUGAUAGGCAGUAGUCUGCAAAUGAGGAAACAUUGAAGAGUAUUCUUAAGAGUUUUUUAAAUCAUUGCAGACCAUAGACUGCUGCUAUGCUUUUUAAGUGCUUUAAGCACUUUGACUUGAAUUUUUAGCAAGACAUCAUUAACAAUAACAACAAAAAGCCACUGGAUUUUUUUAUAGUUCUAAAAUAUUUUUUCAUGACUUUUGGUGCGGCUCUUCCAACUAAAAUAAUGGUAUGGUGUUGUAUUUCUUCCUUUAGCAUAGACCAAUUCUAAUCACAUUGGAAAAAAAAUGUAUUCAGUUAGGUAAUUAUUGGCCACCAUGCAUGUACUAGAUUAUACCUAUUUUAAUCUAACAGUGGGUAUCUUCAUUACAUUGGGGAACAUUUAUAUCUUCAAUGAUAUACCAGAAUAGCACAAUUUUUAGAUGCCUUGCACCAAUUUUAUUUAAAAAUUGCAUUUCUUAUUUACUAAAUAUCAACUUUCUAUACACAAAAAUUGAGAUAAAAUAAUGCUGCUUUUGGAUUCAAAAUUUCCCACCUAAACAUAUGUGGAAAUUAUACUCUAACAUAUUACUGAUUUAUUUCCCAUAAUUUAGAUACAUUUUUAAGUGCUAUAAAUAUUUAUUCCUUAUUUACUAUAUAGAAUGUAAAAUUUUCAAAAUUGACUAUGGAAUGAAUUUUUAAUGUUUUCUGAGUAUAAAACUAAUACAUGACUUAUGGAAAAUUUAGAAAAUACUGAAAAGUAUAAAGAAGAGAAAAAAUUGUCUGCAAUUUCACUAUCCAGAGAUAAUACUAUUAAUUUUUUUGUAUUUUCUUUGUCUUUGUCUAUGCUAUUUAUAUGUAUGAGUGUGUACAUGUGAUUGUGUGUGUGCAUAAUAACAAUAUUGAGAUUAUACUGACCAUAUAGUUGUAUCCUACUUUUAUAACUUAAGAUUAUAAGUCCUUCCCCAUAUCUUUAAAAAUGUGAUUUUUAAAAAAUGACUGCCUAAUAUUCUGUUAUAUGAAUAUACCAUAAUUGAACCCAUUCUCUCCUUGAAUAUUAGAUUGUUUCUAAUAUGUCAAGAUUAUAAAUAAUAGCAGAUGUACAUCUUUGUAUGUGAAAUUUGAACUCUGUAUUAGACUAGUUCUUUAGGGUAUAUUCAUGGAAAUGGGAUAAUUGGUUUAGAUGCUGAGAACUUUUUAGGCUCUUUAAAAUAUGAUCAAAUUACCCUUCAGAAAGUUUGUGCCAAAUUAGCAAUAUAGGAAUACUCAUACUGCUCUUCUUGACUAUUGAUUUUUAUUUUUUAAAUCUUUGACAAUUUGUUAAGCAAAUAUUUGUUCUUUUGAUCAUUCUAAUUAAUGAAUGGCUUUACAAUGAAUCAGUUUUUUCCUUCUGUAAUGUUAUAGUUGAUUGUUUAAUAAAAAACACAAGAGGGUUGCUAGGUUGAGUGGGCAGUAGCCUUAUUAGUAUGUUUACUGUACAUUUAAAACUCUAGAAUAUUUCAACAUCAUCCCUUCCCUAGAAUAUGAGCUUGUCUUUCAUGCUCAGUCAUUAACUAGCAAGAGUCCCAAGCUGAUAGUUGAGUGUUGGGUUCUAGCUCUCCCUCUGCUACCAAUUAAUUCUCUCACCAUAGAUAUUUCAUGUUGUAUCAGAACUUUCUCACCUGUAAAACGUGGAAGUAAUCUCUUAAGCACUUUCCAGUUUCAAAAUACUUUAAUGUGAUUUUACUCUUUAGAGAUUCUGGUGUCACAUAUGUUUAAAGCUACAUGAUUGAAUUAGAUUAGAAGUAUUAUUUUUUUCUUCUAACUCUACAUACAUGAAAAUGAAAGUCAUUUUUAAUAGAAAAGGAAAAUUAAUAUGUAUUAUUUAAUGUGGUUAAGAUUACCUAAAUUGUUGAACUUAAGCUUUUCUACUUUAAGUGCCUUUAGCAGUGUUUUGUAUUUGCAAAUCUAAAAUGUAAAUGAAAUUGUUAUGUAGUUUUAUAUAGUUUCUUCUUUAUUUUUACUUUGAGUUAUUUGCAACUUUUUUUUUAAACCUUAGAUUACACAGAGCAGUAUAUUCAUGGAUUCUUCACUAUUUCACUAGUGAGUUCUUGAGAAAUGUAUGUUAAAGAUUAGCUCAGUGAGCAGGUAAGUAAAUUCUUCAUUUUGGGUGGGCAACAAGUCUUUAUACAGAGUAGGAUAAAGGACUAUUCAGAUAGUCCAGUGUUUAUAUUUAGAUAUUUUAAUAUGAAUGGUACAGGCACCCGGAGUUGAUUAAUGGUUAUAGUUGAUUAAUGGUUAUUGUUGUAGGUCUCAAAAAUUUUCUUUGGUAGCAAAUAGUUCAUUACCCUAGAGUAGAGGUUGGCAAAUGCUUUUGGUAAAGGGUUACAUAGUAAAUAUUUUGGUUUUGCAGGCCAAAUGAUCUCUGUUUUAUUUAUUUACCUUUGUUAUUGUAGUACAAAAGCAGCCACAGACAAUGUGUUCCACUAAACCCAAAAGACACUGAGCUGGAUUUGGUCCAUGGCUGGUAGUUUGCUGUCCCCUGCCCUAGAUGGCGUAGUUCACUUGCAGUUCAAAUUAUUGGCUAGUAAUUUAAACUGCAACAAAUGGUUGUAUCAUCCCAACCCUCUCUUAAUUUGAUGUAGUUUAGUUUGCUGUAUUUGAGUGUUUUUUAGGAUUAUAAAGGUAAGUGGGAAGUGGGUAAGGGAAAAUAGGAACUUGUGUUAAAAACACUUUGAAGCCCUUUUAUUUGCUGGAGCCCACUGGAGCUUUGCUUAGCUGCCAUAAAUUGUGUCAUGAGUGGGGGUUGUGAUUGGUUGUUGCAAAUUAUAUAAAUUUUUCCAAGCACUUAACUACCUAGAUGGUAGUAAAGAAUGGAUUAAAAAACAAAAAAGAAUGGAUCAGAUGGACCUUUUUACCUGAGUAUUUUAGGACACUAGACCAAUAAUUUAAGAGAGAUUGUGAAAUGUGAGACUUUGUUUUUGCCAUGUAAAGACUUCUGUCACCAUCACUUUACACCUUUCCCUUUCCCCAAUAUUUAGGAAGGACGUAAACUCAGAAUUAAAGUUAUUUAACCUGAAAAAUUUUAAGUCGAUGGAAGAAUUAUUACACUGUUCUUUUCUCAUUUACUCUAGAUCACUGAAAACUUCAAGUAUCAGUCCAUAGAUUGGCAGUUGGGAAGUGCGGUGAUAUAAUUGCUGAGAGACCUAAUAUAGUUAUAAAACUAUUACUGAUUCAGAGAUGUAAUAAACCAAAUGUACUCUGAUAUUUAGACUAAAACGUUUACAUUAUUUGUUAAAUUGUAUGUGCCACAUGUUUAGAGGGACAUUAUGAGGAGUUAAAUGUUCACAGGGAGGCAACCAGAAUGCAAAAGGCCUGAGUGGUGUGGUAAGUGGGAUGCAGUCCAGGAAAUUGGCGAUGUUUAUUUUGGAGAAGAUUUGAGUGACUGCCAUAUGUAAGAAGGAAUAGGAUUACUCUGUGUUGUUAUUGAUGGAAAAAUUAAUUGUAAGAAAUGAAAGUUUCUGGUUCCGUAUUUAAUGUUCCUUAUGCGGAUUUCUAAAUGAAAAGUGGCUGGCUUUGUCCUCAUAAAAUCAUUGGAAGUAUUCAAACAAAAGCUAGAUCGGGGUUCUGAAGUAGAAUCCCUGCACUCGGCAUCAGCAUCACCUGGGUAUAUUGUGGGAUAGAUCUAAAAUUAUGGGUCACCACGCUGAAAAAAGCUAAUAGAAUUAAUACAAAUAAAAUGAAACAUUUUUCAUUUGUAUAAAACUCUUAAGGGAAGUCAUUUUUAAGUAAAAAUUGAUUUUGAUAAUUUAACACUAACUUUUAACACAUAUAACUUGAUAAGAUGAUAAUUAUUAGUGGUGGAACAUUGGACACUUAGGAUAAUUAACAUACUUUUGUUUAGUUCCAACAUUUAAAUAUAAGGUAGAGUUCUGCCAUUUACUAAAAUAAUUUAAGUGGUCUUUGAAUAAAUGACCUAUCUUUAUUAAACACAGAUGCUUUUUGAAUCUAAAACAGCCAUAUCAUUAGCAGAAAAAAAAGGGUAUUGAGGGAGCUUGCUCUUUUUUAUACCUAUUAAUGUCAAAAUGGUAGGGGAAUGAGCAGCAGCUGGUGGAUAACUUUCUCUACGCUCUUCCUCUCCUCCUACCUGCAAAUAGAGUUGCAUGGCAUGUCACAGUGUCAUCAUUUGGUAAAGUUGCCCUCGAGCAAUGCUGGCAUCUGGGACCUCUGCCUUUUGAUAGUCAUUCUUGCGGAUGGAUUUAGUUGGCCUAUCAUGAGUUAGACUCUAUCAUUGAUUGACAGAGUCUGCUUGUUGGGUACUAUGUGAAGAAUUUUAGGGUUUUAGGCCUGACAUUUGUCCAAGGGUUCUACAGUGAUCCCAGAGUGGUUUGUACCCACAUUUAUUCUGUGUGUGUGUGUGUGUGUGUGUGUGUUUAAUUCUAACGUAAAGUUUUGGCCAAUCAUCCUAUAAAAACAAUGGAAAAAAAUUAAAUGCCAGUUCUCCUGAUUUUGAAAGCCAUAAUGUAAUGCAAUUGGUUUUUCAUAUAAAUUGUAAAUUAUGUUCAAAUACAUAUUUUAUACUGUAAAGUAAGGUUUGUAACUUUACUAGAUAUACUAGCCAUAUUUUUUCUGUCCUAAUAUUAAACCUAAUAUUAAAACCAAAGAGAAUAUAAAUACCAUUAUUGAGAAGCUAUUGAAAGCCAAGUGUUUUAGACUAUGACUAUGACUGAGGUUCUGGUCUUUAAAUCUGUCAAUGUAAACUUUGGAAAAUAUUUUAGUUUUCCUGACGAUGAUAUUCUCUGAAUUACUUACUGAAUGUGAUGUUAUAUACAUUUAAGUAAAAAGUAUUGAAAAGAUAAAAACUAAAAAACUAGAAUGAUAUGACACUGAGUUGUAUGAAUUUUUAAAAAUUAAAUAUUUAGACUGUUGAACUAGAUCUAAUAAAAGUAUUUUUAACUUAACAAUUUUAUAAAUGGAAAAUUUUCUCUUUUUUCCAUUUAAAAUUUACCCUUUUGAAUCUAACACAUAAUAGAUAUUUAGUUGGUGUUCAAUUUUGAUGAAUUUUAAAGAAGGAGAACAAAAAGCCAUCUUUAUAUGGAGUGUUUUCUAAAGGACAGGAAAAUAUAAACCUUUUUUUAAAAAUUUUUUAUUGAUUAAGUUAUUACAUAUGUGUCCUUAUCCCCAUGCUAAUAAACCUUUUAAUUGGAAACACUUUUUAAAAUAUAUAUAUAUUGGACAGGAAAAUAUAAACCUUUUUUUUAAAAUUUUUUUAUUGAUUAAGUUAUUACAUAUGUGUCCUUAUCCCCAUGUUAAUAAACCUUUUAAUCGGAAACACUUUUUAAAAAAAUAUAUAUUUUAUUGAUUUUUUAGAGAGAGGAAGGGAGAGGGAUAGAGAGUUAGAAACAUCGAUGAGAGAGCAACAUCAGUCAGUUGCCUCCUGAACACCCUCUACUGGGGAUGUGCCCACAACCAAGGUACAUGCCCUUGACUGGAAUCGAACCUGGGACCCUUCCCUUCAGUCCGCAGGCUGAUGCUCUAUCCACUGAGCCAAACCAGUUAGGGCUGGAAACACUUUUUAAUUGGCUCCCCCAUUUUCAAUGUUUAAUUGUGGAAACCAAGUUUCUUACUAAUUUAAAAAGAUGGUAGAAUUUAAUAUACCUAUGUUCUUUGUAAUGCCAAAGGAAAUGAAUGGUAAUGUAAGUGAUCUAGUAAUUUGAAACCAUUGGCCCAUGAUUCUUAGCUCAUAUUUUGCAAUAUCCUAUGGUGUUUACUGUUAUUUAAAAAUAAUUAAAUUAGAUGUCCUUUUUGCUGCUUGCCCUGUGACAUGUCCAGCCAAAUCCCAAGUGGAGAGAUGCUAGGGAGCGCUAGGAACGUUGCACUAGAAUCCAUUUUCAGCUUUGCCAGGGAGUUGCUACUGAGUUGCUGAAAUAAGUCACUGCUGUUUUCUAGUGAGUUAAUGUCUUUAUUUAUAUGGGUUUGAAUUGAAUACUGUGACUCCUAAGGACCUUUUACCUUUGAUAUUUUAUGACCAUAAUAAAAAUAUCUUACUAUUUA
Molecule: messenger RNA, 7830 nt
Organism: Myotis daubentonii (Daubenton's bat)
Lineage: Eukaryota; Metazoa; Chordata; Mammalia; Chiroptera; Vespertilionidae
Gene: MEMO1
Product: mediator of cell motility 1
Source: RefSeq, a predicted model, not a curated record